ACGAUCAGUAGCGGGGAGACAGUGACACACAGGCGGACGCUUUCUGCAUCAGCACCGCGGAGGAGAAGAAAAUACAACAACCGGGACAUCUGCGACAUUUCCCCCCGGCGGAGUGUCUGGUGUCCGGAUGCACUGACGGACAGUGAAUGCGGCACGUUGUGAAAGGAACAUUUGUCUCCAGACCCGCCCUCGGCCCCGGCCUGUCCCCUCCGCAACAAUGAACUCCUCUUCGCCACACGGUUCCCGCGCCUCCAUCGACAUCCUGGAGGAACUUCAGCUGAUUGCGGCGCAGAACCUGGAAAAACUGGACAUCAACAAAUACUAUGAGGUUGUCUGUGAACUGGGGAAGGGCACCUACGGGAAGGUGGACCUGGUCAUCCACAAAAUCAGAGGCACAAAAAUGGCCCUGAAGUUUCUGAGGAAGAAGACGACGAAGCUGAAGAGCUUCCUGAGGGAGUACAGCAUCUCGCUCUACCUGUCGCCCUGCCCCUUCAUCAUCAACAUGUACGGCAUCGCCUUCGAGACCGACGAGUACUACAUCUUCGCCCAGGAGUACGCGCUGGCGGGAGACCUGUUCGACAUCAUCCCUCCGCAGGUGGGACUUCCUGAAACGGUGGCGAAGCGCUGCGUCCACCAGGUCGCCAUCGCUCUGGACUACCUGCACUGCAAGAAGCUGGUCCACCGAGACAUCAAACCCGAGAACAUCCUCAUCUUUGACAAAGAGUGCCGGAAGGUCAAGCUGUCGGACUUUGGCAUGACGCGGCGCGCCGGCUCUCCGGUGAAGCGUGUGAGCGGCACGAUCCCGUACACGGCGCCCGAGCUGUGCGACACCUCGCGACACGAGGGCUUCUGCGUGGACUACAGCACGGACGUGUGGGCGUUCGGCGUGCUGCUCUUCUGCAUGCUGACCGGGAACUUCCCCUGGGAGAAGGCCAUGCCCAACGACGCCUUCUAUGAGGAGUUUGUCCGCUGGCAGCGCCGCCGGACGGGCACGGUGCCGUCGCAGUGGCGCCGCUUUACUGACGAAGCUCUACGAAUGUUUCGCAGGCUCCUCUCCAUCGAGCAGGAGCGCCGCUGCUCCGUCAAAGAAGUCUUCAGCUACUUCAACCAGUGCUGGAUGUUGGACACGGAGAACGGGAACAACGGCGGCGGCUGCAGCGGCGGCGGCCAGGGGGGAUAGCAGCAACGCGCCUCCUCUGGACUCAGCUCGUCCUCGUCCGAAGAGGACGUGUUAGUGGACAGACUGAAGCAGCAGAGCCUGUCGCCUGCGUGCGUGGUGGCGAAGGGGAACAUCAUGAUGGACACCCACUACUCGUCCAUGUCUGCCAACAGCUCGCCGUCGUCCACCGGCAGCUACGAGCGAGUCAACAGAGAGAACAAUGAGAGAGGGCGCAUCCUGGUGGCCACGCCCAUCGAGAUCUGCGUGUAGAGGCGGCCGACACACACGUGAUUAAAAGCUGCUGUGAGCUGAAGAGGAAGAGUUUCUCCGAGUUUCUCCGAGAAGAGGAGAAAAAAGUGCGGCGACUUGGUGCUCGGCAUCAGGAAUCAACCGUCUGACAUCCGUUGUAGCUUCACUGUGGAUUUGCUCAUUUCUGAUGAAGACGAACUCUGAAGGAAAUGACCCGAGAGACGUUCACAGACCUCCUGUAAUGUGGUUUAUUACGGAACCGGACGACCUUUAAAUCAAUAAAAUAUUUAGGGGGAAUUUAAAAAAAGAAUCAAUCCACAAGCAAUAUUCAAUCGUUUGGAUUAAUCAAUGCAAAAAUAAUCUGUGAAGACGUUCUGCUUUCAGUGAGACCGACAGUACUAUUGUGUGUUUAUUGUCGUGUGUCAUUUUACAUGUUCGGUAGAAACGUUUCUGUAAAAGUGUAUUUUAAUUUGGAGUUAAAGUAUUUAUUUAUAUUUAUAUAUAAUUUGUUUUAUCCAGUGACACCCAGAGAUCUUUUAAAUAUUUAAUUGUUAGACAUCUUUCUUUAAAUAUUCGCCAUCAUGUCGUCGUGAUCUCCCAUAAAAGUAGACGUAGACUGUUUUUAUCACCCGAAAAUGUCCUUUUCAUGUUCGCCUGUGAUGCCUAAAACCCACAAAUGUACAGUAGCAACCGACAACAUGAGCGGCUGAAAACGUUAAUUUUAAUUAAUUUAACCUCCUUCCAACCAGUCGUCUCAUUAAACUGCAGUAAAAAACGCUGCUGCAGCCUCGUUGUCUUAAAACUGAUCACAUAUAAUCAGGACAAAUAAGAGAAAAACGUUCAAAAGUAUCACGAAUAAUCCUAAUUUUUCUACUUGCAUGGUUAAUAGAGAAAAUUGACAUUUUACCUUUAAUUGAGCACUUAAUUAGCAACGUUUAUUUGGACUUUUCUCAGUAAAAAUGAGAAGAUCCAGUUAAUAUUGUUAUUAUUGAACAUGAGGAUUUAAUUCUUUCAACAGGAGAGAUCAAAAUUCUGUAUUUUGGACGUUUUAUUCCAUUAUUUGCUGUAUAAAUCAGAAAGUUAAACCCUGACAAUGUGAGAUAAGAUGGACUCGUGUAGAAAACGCAAAAAAAAACAAACAAUAAAAAGUCUUUUUGGAUUUUGGGGGAUUUAAAUAUUUCUUUUGUGUUUUCCAGAAGUAUUGCAUGAAGUGAUAUUACUGUGGUGAAUACUUGUUGAAAUAAAC
Molecule: messenger RNA, 2654 nt
Organism: Morone saxatilis (striped sea-bass)
Lineage: Eukaryota; Metazoa; Chordata; Actinopteri; Moronidae
Product: serine/threonine-protein kinase SBK1-like
Biological process (GO): peptidyl-serine phosphorylation; peptidyl-threonine phosphorylation
Molecular function (GO): protein serine/threonine kinase activity; ATP binding
Source: RefSeq, a predicted model, not a curated record